AUGCGUACUAGAAGUGGUCAAUACGGCGAACAGUCGUCCUCAGACGGCUUCGUCAUGGUGGACGAGAUGCCAGGUCUUCCUCUCCAACCACAAUUCAACGUUGGUCAAGAGAAGACAUCCAUCCAACUGCACCCCCUUGACAAAGAAGACGCCUUCAUUGUGUGUGUCCGACCUCCAAUGGCGCCGGCGACUCUCGAGCGUGCGCCUUGCGAUAUUGUGCUGGUUAUCGAUGUGUCCAGUAGCAUGACCGCCGCGGCGCCUCUGCCCAUGGUUCAAGACAUCGACGAAAGAGAAUCGACAGGCUUGAGUAUUCUUGAUUUGACCAAACAUGCUGCGCAGACAGUACUCGAGAGGCUGAACGAAAAAGACAGGCUUGGAAUUGUGGCUUUUUCCAGAGACGCGAAGGAAAUCUUCAAGGUCUUUUCAUUCUGA
This is a messenger RNA of Exophiala dermatitidis NIH/UT8656, 432 nucleotides long. RefSeq lists its product as uncharacterized. The transcript is spliced from 2 exons. The record is from RefSeq and is a predicted model, not a curated record. The coding region runs from base 1 to 432 and encodes 143 amino acids. Lineage: Eukaryota; Fungi; Ascomycota; Eurotiomycetes; Chaetothyriales; Herpotrichiellaceae.